AAAUUCAACGUCAUCGAUUGGCUGAAUCUCUUCUCCUCCGCCUAACAAAUAUCUCUCUCCAUCUAUCCAAUUCUCUCUCAAAGCUCCAAGAUAUUGCAAUGGCGGGUCGUGGAAAGACGCUGGGAUCCGGAGCGGCCAAGAAGGCCACAUCUCGAAGCAGCAAGGCCGGCCUUCAGUUUCCGGUCGGCCGUAUCGCUCGGUUUCUCAAGGCUGGAAAAUACGCCGAGCGUGUCGGCGCCGGCGCUCCUGUCUACCUCGCCGCCGUCCUCGAGUACCUCGCAGCUGAGGUUCUUGAAUUGGCCGGAAACGCCGCGAGGGACAACAAGAAGACGAGGAUUGUCCCGAGACACAUUCAGCUGGCUGUGAGGAACGACGAGGAGCUGAGCAAGCUUCUUGGAGAUGUCACCAUCGCCAACGGCGGAGUUAUGCCCAACAUCCACAACCUGCUGCUCCCAAAGAAGACAGGAUCGUCGAAGCCGUCUGCUGCCGAUGAGGAUUAAGCUGGAGAUGAGUCGGAAUUAGUUUAGUAGCAUUCUACAGUUUGUUGGGUUUUGUGUUUAGAUGCAGUUGGUAGGGAGUGAACUGACCGGAGCUUUCUUUACAUUCAGUCUUUGUAAAUGGGUGGCUGGAAUCCCAAUCCCUUCUUUUGUUGGUUUAGCUAAUAGUAAUGGAAAAAGGUUACAUUCUUGAGCGUUUAUGAAAUCAAAUUCUGCUAAAUUUUUAA
Messenger RNA from Salvia splendens (bonfire salvia), 724 nucleotides. Its product is annotated as probable histone H2A.1. Gene Ontology annotation, molecular function: DNA binding; protein heterodimerization activity; structural constituent of chromatin. Gene Ontology annotation, cellular component: nucleosome. The record is from RefSeq and is a predicted model, not a curated record. Lineage: Eukaryota; Viridiplantae; Streptophyta; Magnoliopsida; Lamiales; Lamiaceae. The transcript has 2 exons. Bases 99 to 500 code for a protein of 133 amino acids.